This is a messenger RNA of Gavialis gangeticus (Gharial), 1872 nucleotides long. It is a transcript of the gene EHF, whose product is annotated as ETS homologous factor. Gene Ontology annotation, cellular component: nucleus. Gene Ontology annotation, molecular function: DNA-binding transcription factor activity, RNA polymerase II-specific; sequence-specific DNA binding. Bases 112 to 1008 code for a protein of 298 amino acids. Gene Ontology annotation, biological process: cell differentiation; regulation of transcription by RNA polymerase II. The transcript has 9 exons. The record is from RefSeq and is a predicted model, not a curated record. Lineage: Eukaryota; Metazoa; Chordata; Crocodylia; Gavialidae.
UGAAGUGAUAACCCAGCACCUGUGUUUACCUAACCCUGCUAUUCUCUAGGCAGUCUUUUCAUUGUCUCAGCUAAAGGAUUUCCCCUCCAGAAUCAGCAGCUAAAUGAGAUCAUGAUUUUGGAAGGAACUGGCAGAAUGAGUAUCAGUUCCAGCAGCAAUCUACUCCACCAGCAGCCAUCCUGGACAGAGGGAUACCCAACAUGUAAUGUGUCUAGCAGUUUCUAUGGAACUCAGUGGCAUGAAAUUCAUCCUCAGUACUGGACUAAGUUCCAGGUUUGGGAAUGGCUACAACAUCUCCUUGAUACCAACCAGCUGGAUGCCAACUGCAUACCUUUCCAGGAAUUUGACAUCAAUGGUGAACAUCUGUGUAGCAUGAACUUGCAAGAAUUCAUCCAGGCAGCUGGGAUAGCAGGGCAACUUCUUUACUCCAACCUCCAGCAUCUAAAAUGGAAUGGUCAGUGUGGAAGUGAUAUGUACCAAUCACAUAAUGUCAUUGUUAAAACAGAACAAACAGAUCCAUCAUUAAUGGCAUUCUGGAAAGAAGAGAAUUAUCUGUAUGACAGUGGCUAUGGUGGUACUGUAGAUUUAUUGGAUAAUAAAACUUACUGCCGUGCACAGAUUUCUGCAACCAGUCUUAGUCAACAGUCUAUUGAGUCCUCUGAUGGAAAAAAAACACAAGAUCAUCCUCCAAAGUCCCAUGCGAAGAAGCACAAUCCUCGAGGGACUCACCUUUGGGAAUUUAUCCGAGACAUUCUUCUAAAUCCUGAAAAAAACCCAGGUUUAAUAAAGUGGGAAGACCGGUCUGAAGGUGUCUUCCGGUUCUUAAAAUCUGAAGCCGUGGCUCAGCUGUGGGGAAAGAAGAAAAAUAAUAGCAGCAUGACUUAUGAGAAACUCAGCCGGGCUAUGAGAUACUAUUAUAAAAGAGAAAUCUUGGAGCGUGUGGAUGGCCGAAGAUUAGUAUAUAAAUUUGGAAAGAAUGCCCGUGGCUGGAGAGAAAAUGAAAAUUAAAGAUAUCAGAUAAUACAACAGUUAAAACUUCUGUACGUAAAUAUUUCAAAGACUGUUUUGUUUUAUUUAUAUACCAAAAUGAGGGAAAAUUCUACUUUUAAUAGAACGAAGGAACACUAUCAUUAUUCAUGUUAAAAUUAUUUGAAGUAUGUCCUGUAUGGGGAAAAAAAGUACACAGUUUUCUGUGAAUUAUAAUAACAUUAUAGGAUUGUGAUUACUUUUCCCUUCUUGCAAAGUUUUUUUAAAGUGCAGGAGUAAUGUGAUUUAUGACAAUGCUGUGAGCCAUGCACGUUAAAGGGAGGGGAAAGUCACAGGGCAUUAUACACUUUUUAUGAGCAAAGGAAUUUAGAAGAAGGCCGCCUGAUUUCUGCACAUGAGAAAAAUAAUUUCCAACGUUAUUUAGCUCUCUAUAAAGACUUAUAUGUGAUUUGGAUCGUGUCUCUCAAGUGUGGCAUGUCUGUGGAAUAUGGGGUAUGAUACAGAUGCAUGCAUGCAUGUACCUGGAAGAUACCUGCCUCAUACAGUUAUCUCACAACAGUUGUACACUCUGGUGUGAAUUUUGCACUUAAGAUAUGAAUUGUGCAUAGAUAAAAUAGUAAGCCUCUCUGAGCCAUGUGAUUUUGUUCUGUAAUUAACUGAGUUUUAACUUUUGUUGGCCAAUAACAUUUAUUCCAUCACUCCUAUGAUUUUCUUAGUUGCAACACUUUGCUGGCUUCAAGUUGCUUCAGUUAAUUAGUGUGAUGGCCUUAUCCUUAGCUUCACCUGGCAGUAACUGAAGCUGGGUACAGAGACACUAUUAGGUGUUUAUGAGUGUUUGUUUGGAGAACCCAUGCAAACCCCGGAUUCGUAUCUUUUCUUAUCGGU